This is a messenger RNA of Megalobrama amblycephala (Wuchang bream), 951 nucleotides long. RefSeq names its product gastrula zinc finger protein XlCGF49.1-like. The record is from RefSeq and is a predicted model, not a curated record. The transcript has a single exon. NCBI's taxonomy places the organism in Eukaryota, Metazoa, Chordata, Actinopteri, Cypriniformes, Xenocyprididae. Bases 27 to 785 code for a protein of 252 amino acids.
CAUUUAAUUUGUUUCAUUCAGACCUGAUGGAAGAAGAAAGUGAAGAAGAAAGUGAAGAUGAAAGUGAAGAACUGAAUGAACAGGAAGGAGAACAUCUAAAGAAAUCUAAAAAGAAUUUGUCACGAAAGAGAACAGGAGCUAAACAUUCAUGCACCUGCCUUCAGUGUGGAAAGAGUUUCGCAUGUAAAGCAAUCCUUAAGGAUCACACAAGGAUUCACACUGGAGAGAAGCCUUUCACAUACAAUCACUGUGGAAAUGAGUUUAGAUUCAAAGUAACCCUUAAAGAACACAUAAGGAUUCACACUGGAGAGAAGCCUUACAUAUGCGAUGGAUGUGGGAAGAGUUUCAGACACAGAUCAAGCCUUCGGGAGCACACUAAAAUCCACAUCGGAGAGAAGCCUUUCACAUGCUCGCAGUGUGGGAAGAGUUUUACACUUAAAUCAUACCUUAAUACUCAUAUAAAAUCUCACUCCAGAGAGAAGCCGUUCAUCUGUCCUCAGUGUGGAAAAGGUUUUAGUCGGGCGGCACUCCUGAAAAUCCACGAGAGCAUCCACAGCGAAGUGAAGCCGUAUCACUGCGCUCCAUGCGGGAGGAGUUUCAGCCAAAUAGCUGCCCUUCAAAGACACUUGAAAUCUUUCAUACGCAAUAAAUACAGGCCUCUAGAAAAAUUCAUGCUUGUGCAUUUUUCCAGUGUUCUUGUGUUUUGUUUUCAUUUUAUAAAUACCACUUUGUCUCAAGAUCUUCAUCUCUCCUUGUCUUGCACCAACCGUUACAACAACAUUUGAGGAACAUGAAAAUUGUGCAGACAUAUUUUUCUGGCUAAAUUUUUGCGACAAGUCAUUUUCCAAAACAUACUUAUAUUUUCAGCCCUUCCCGUGCUUCUCAAUACUCCAAUGGAUGCUUCCUCCUUUACUUGCUCCUCCAUCCUCUAGCCUGUGACCUGGAAACCGA